This is a messenger RNA of Panicum virgatum (switchgrass), 1653 nucleotides long. RefSeq names its product replication protein A 70 kDa DNA-binding subunit C-like. The coding region runs from base 1 to 1653 and encodes 550 amino acids. NCBI's taxonomy places the organism in Eukaryota, Viridiplantae, Streptophyta, Magnoliopsida, Poales, Poaceae. Gene Ontology annotation, cellular component: nucleus. The transcript is spliced from 10 exons. Gene Ontology annotation, molecular function: DNA binding. Gene Ontology annotation, biological process: DNA recombination; DNA replication; DNA repair. The record is from RefSeq and is a predicted model, not a curated record.
AUGGAGUACAACUUAUUGGCACAAAUAAAUCCAUCGAGACACAAUUGGUGCAUUAGGGUUAGAGUUGCUAGGAUGUGGACGGUAUCUGGGACCUCUAAGGGGAGGUCUUUUAGUGGUAUGGAACUUGUUCUAGUUGAUGAAGAGGGCAUAGGCAUUACAGCUUCCAUUGGGCAAAAAGACAUGAACAAAUUUGCCAAACUUCUGGUGGAAGGUCACUCUUAUAUGAUAAAAAAAUUUCAAGUUAGUAGGCAAGUAAGGAAGUUCAACGCUGUUCCCAACAAACAAUCAAUCUUCUUCACAUCAUGGACUGCUGUUGAGGAAUUAUCUGCUGACUUGGCCACAAAUCUGCCGCAUUACUUUUUUAACUUCGUUGACUUUGAGGAUUUAGAUCACAAGGGAAGGAAAGGAGAUGGUUUAGUAGAUGUUAUUGGUCAACUUACAACCAUCCAUCCAGUGGUGCGGAGUAGUGAUUUGAAUGGCUCUUCUGUUAGGAGAUCAGUGGAGAUACGUGAUCUAAGUGAUCAGGUUUUGCCCGUAACAUUAUGGGGGGAACACGCAACAUCUUUUGAGGAUGAGUUCCUUAUUGAGACCAUUGGGAAUGAUGAGCCAGUUGUUAUCAUUUUUGCUGGGAUGCAGGUGAAGGCGUUCUUUGGUGCUACAACUUGUGCAAGCGGUUCUGCAACGAAGUGGUAUAUCAACAUUGAUACCCCUGAAGUUAAUGCUUUCCGUGCUAGCUUAGAGGGAAGAGGUUCCGAGGUCGUGCUCCUACCGGGGGAUGGUGGUGCGGCUGCAGGCGCUAUUGACGAUGCAACAUCUAAUAGGAAGAGCAUAUCAGAGCUCCUCUCCUUGGAUCCUCACGACAACAAUGAUGUCCGUUUUACUUGCGAUGCAAAGAUUAAAGAAAUUGAUGUUACAAAUGGUUGGUGGUACAAAGGGUGCAGUAAGUGCAAGCGAGGGCUAAAGCCAACUUUUGAAGGAUUUGAAUGUACUAACUGUGAUGAAAUGAAGCCAGUAGUCAUUCCCAGUUACAAGCUAAAUGUGGUUAUCGAGGACAACACUGGCCGUGCAAAAAUAUUUCUGUUUGGAGGUGUGGCUGAGCAGGUUGUGCGGCGGACUGCCGCUGACCUCGUGGAAGAAAGUUCAUCCAACCAAAUUUUGCUGCCAGCAUCCCUCCGCAGCCUUGUUGGGCGGAGGUAUGUGUUCCAGGUGGUUAUCAGUGAGCAAACCUUUAGAACUGGGCAGCUCUGUUUCCAAGCUAGGAGGGUGUUCAUGGCUCCAACUGGUGCUGGGGAGCAAUCUAGAUGUGCUAGUGGCGAUGUGCGUGGUCCUCCUGCUGGUUCGUCCGCAGCUGGAAGCUCUGGAAAGGAAACCGAAGAUGGUCCUACCUUAACUGAAGUGGUCUUAGAUCCAGAAGGUGGACCCACAACGCCUCCUGAUGGCAAGAACUCAUCGACUAAGGGAAAGGAGGUCCCCCCUGGAGCUAAUGAAGAGUCUGGAAGUGCUUUGGGUAAACGUUCGCGGUCUGCUCGGAAGGAAUUAUUCACCUCGAAGAAGGAGAAGGCUAGGUUCGAUCAGGUUUGCGACGCGGCUGCCUCCGGAUGCAAAAAGAUGCGGUACGUGCCUUCAUUUUCCAGAUGCUGCGGCCGGCUCUAA